CUACAAUGUAAGGGAUAAAGUCUCUAAAAGGUCAAGCCAAAGAGAACCGAAUAACUUGUUCUCAUCAAUUUUCAAUUUUUAAAAAAACCCAAUUUGCCAACUCAAUUUUACUCAUCGAAGAAACUAUUUUUAAAUGAUUUCCAACAUUGUAAAUUUACGAUAUAAAAGCUCCCUCUUUUUCUCAUGAUCUCAUCCAUCGCACCCACCUCUGGUUUCUCAAUGGAGUGGACGAGAGGAAGGGUAAUCGGCUGCGGCUCCUCUGCCGCGGUCUCUGUCGCCACUGAUCUCCGGUCUGGCCAACUGCUGGCGGUUAAAUCAGUUGAGUUCGACCGCUCGGAUUUUAUUAAGAGGGAACAGAGGAUUCUUUCGCAAUUGAAUUCUUCGCGUGUUAUAGCUUGUAAGGGAUUUGAUGUUACGUUGGAAAAUGGGAAUUUGAUGUGCAAUCUUUUGAUGGAGUUUGCGUCUGGUGGGUCGAUUUUGGAUGCGAUGGAAGCGGCUGGUGGUCGGUUAGAUGAGGCGACGGCCCAAUUCUAUACUCGAGAGAUUUUAAGUGGGCUCGAGUAUGUUCAUUCUAAUGGUGUGGUGCAUUGUGACAUUAAGUGUUCUAAUAUUUUGGUCGGUGAAGAUGGGAUUAAAAUUGCGGAUUUUGGUUGCGCGCGGCGGGUGGAGGAGGUUUCCGGUGGAAAUUUGGCCGGAACGCCGAUAUUCAUGGCGCCGGAGGUGGCACGAGGAGAAAAACAGGGGUUUGCAGCUGAUGUUUGGGCAGUGGGCUGCACAGUGAUCCAGAUGGUGACCGGUCGAGCUCCGUGGGAGGAUAUGUCCGAUCCAGUGGCCGCCAUUUACAGAAUUGGGUCCAGCGAUGACUUGCCGGAGAUUCCGAGAUUCAUGUCGGAGCAGGGCAAGGAGUUUUUGCGGCGGUGUUUGAUCAGAGACCCAGAAGAACGGUGGUCCGUAAGUGAGCUCUUAAAACACCCUUUUGUUCACGAGCAGAAAUCUCGUCCCAAACAGAAUCCAAGAACACCGACGAGCAUUUUGGAGCAAGAAUUAUGGAACACGAUGAACGAUUUGGAAACAGUUCAAAGUCCGAUCAGACCAAAAUUUUACAGAACGCCAUUGCAGAGGAUCCAGCAACUGAGCGAAGUGUCCAAAUUUCAGUCUUUUGGAAUACCCAAUUGGGAGAGCAACGAAGAUUGGGUAACAGUGAGAAGCAAAGACAUGGAAGAAGAAGAAGAAGACAGAGAAAAAAGAGAUUUCAUUUCUGAAUUGGAAUUGCCCUGUUCCUCUGAAUCCAUGGCAACGACAACUCAGAAUGGAGCUGGUGAUCAAAAUUAUAUUAGUAUUAGUAAAAGCAGUGAUUAUUGUUGCAAAAAAAUCAACUUUCCUAUGUCCUCUGUUUUCAGCCAGAUUGUAUCAUUGAACAUUGUUAAUUUUUGUAAUAAUAACAAAUUAUGUUAUGUCAUUUCUUUGCUUCUUGUGUUUCUAUCCGCCAGUUCAGUUCAUCUUACAUCUUUUAGAUAUAAUGAAUUCAUUUUGAUUUAUCACAAUAUUGACGAAAAUGUCGCCGAAAGUUGCCCAUAAUUUAUAGUAAGAUGA
Messenger RNA from Cucurbita moschata (crookneck pumpkin), 1593 nucleotides. Its product is annotated as mitogen-activated protein kinase kinase kinase 18-like. Bases 184 to 1578 code for a protein of 464 amino acids. The record is from RefSeq and is a predicted model, not a curated record. Gene Ontology annotation, molecular function: ATP binding; protein kinase activity. Gene Ontology annotation, biological process: protein phosphorylation. The transcript has a single exon. Lineage: Eukaryota; Viridiplantae; Streptophyta; Magnoliopsida; Cucurbitales; Cucurbitaceae.